AUGGACCAAAUCAAGUCAUCAAAUGAUAAUGUACAGAACACGGACCAAAUCAAUUCAUCAAAUGAUAAUGUACAGAACACGGACCAAAUCAAGUCAUCAAAUGAUAAUGUACAGAACAUGGACCACAUCAAGUCAUUCAUUGAUAAUGUACAGAACACGGACCACAUCAAGUCAUCAAAUGAUAAUGUACAGAACAUGGACCACAUCAAGUCAUCAAAUGAUAAUGUACAGAACAUGGACCACAUCAAGUCAUCAAAUGAUAAUGUACAGAACACGGACCACAUCAAGUCAUCAAAUGAUAAUGUACAGAACAUGGACCACAUCAAAUCAUCAAAUGAUAAUGUACAAAACAUGGACCACAUCAAGUCAUCAAAUGAUAAUGUACAGAACACGGACCAAAUCAAGUCAUCAAAUGAUAAUGUACAGAACAUGGACCAAAUCAAGUCAUCAAAUGAUAAUGUACAGAACACGGACCAAAUCAAGUCAUCAAAUGAUAAAGUACAGAACAUGGACCACAUCAGGUCAUCAAAUGAUAAUUCAUCAAAUGAUAAUGUACAGAACAUGGACCAAAUCAAGUCAUCAAAUGAUAAUGUUCAGAACAUGGACCAAAUCAAGUCAUCAAAUGAUAAUGUACAAAACAUGGACCAAAUCAAGUCAUCAAAUGAUAAUUUAUCAAAUGAUAAUGUACAGAACAUGGACCAAAUCAAGUCAUCAAAUGAUAAUGUACAAAACAUGGACCAAAUCAACUUACAUCAAGUUAUUAAAUAG
This is a messenger RNA of Mytilus californianus (California mussel), 768 nucleotides long. RefSeq lists its product as uncharacterized. Lineage: Eukaryota; Metazoa; Mollusca; Bivalvia; Mytilida; Mytilidae. The transcript has 3 exons. The record is from RefSeq and is a predicted model, not a curated record. Bases 1 to 768 code for a protein of 255 amino acids.